Messenger RNA from Naumovozyma dairenensis CBS 421, 2535 nucleotides. It is a transcript of the gene NGG1, whose product is annotated as histone acetyltransferase NGG1. Gene Ontology annotation, biological process: regulation of transcription by RNA polymerase II. The record is from RefSeq and is a predicted model, not a curated record. Bases 1 to 2535 code for a protein of 844 amino acids. Gene Ontology annotation, molecular function: transcription coactivator activity. Lineage: Eukaryota; Fungi; Ascomycota; Saccharomycetes; Saccharomycetales; Saccharomycetaceae. Gene Ontology annotation, cellular component: SAGA complex. The transcript has a single exon.
AUGCCAAGAGUAGGAAGAAGAGGUAACACUCCGAAGGCUACCCAACAGCGAGACCACCAAGCACAGAAGCAACAGCAGCGGGAUGGCAAAGAACCAAUACCAGCUGCAGGUGCCGCUGGAGCUGCUAAUGCUACAGGGAGCAUAGAAACAGAUGAAAUACCGUCCAAGAUACUAUUAUCCAUGUUGAAAACAUUAAAUCUCUCCUUCGAAAGAGAUAUUGGAAUGUUGAACGGUAAAAAUGUUAGAUCGGUCCCUGAUAGGAAAACAUUGGUCGAAUUACAAAACCAAUUAAAUACUUUGAAUGAAUUGUUUGAGAGGAUUGAACAAAACGAUGAGGAAACUAUUGCUUCCAUUAAGAAUAUACAGAAUGAUAAAAAUAAUGAAAAAAAAUCUAUUACUAAUAAUAAUAAUAAUAUCGAAAAAACGACAACAACGACGGCGGCUACUACUAAAAAAAUCAAGCAAUUUGAUCUACCGAAAGCUCCUAAGGCCCAAUUACUAAAAGAACAAGAAAAACAAAAACAAAAACAAAUAGAGGAAGAACAACAACGAAAAAGCAAUGCAGAAUCAGCAGUUAACGAUGACGAGGAAGUUAUUUAUGAUAAAGAGAAACCAUCCUCAGAAGAACCAUUAUCAUCACUAGUGGAAAAGAAAGAAAAAAUAGAUACUGCGAAUGCUGAAAUAACGCCUGAUAAAGUCACAUUAGAAGAAACAGAUAAAUUGAAGAAAGAAUCGAACAUUCCUGAUGAGAAUCAAGAGGAAUUAGAAACUCCAAAAUUCAUUGACUCAACAACAGAGAUCGAUGAUAUAGAUAGUACUAAAUUGAAUGAAUUAAACGUUCAACCGGAUAGAGUGGAAUCCAUGACAAUUCCAGAAUCCCAAAAACGUGCUUUAUCACCAUCAUUAUCUGAUGAAACUACUCCAGCGGUAAAGAAACUCAAACAUAAUAACGAUCUUGAUGACGUGGAUAGAAUGGAAAAUGAUCCCUCUGUGAAGAAUCCAAAAUCAGAGUUCGUUGUGUCACAAACAUUGCCUAUAGCGGCAGCAGCAUUAGGAUUAUUCAAUGAAGAAGGCUUGGAAAGCACAGGUGAAGAUUACUUAAAGAAAAAAUAUAAUGUGGCAAGUUAUCCAACAAAUGAUUUAAAGGAAUUAUUACCAGGUGAAUUGCCAGAUAUGGAUUUCUCACAUCCGAAACCAGCAAACCAAAUUCAAUAUAAUACAUUCUUAACCUCUAUUGAAAAUUUCCUUCGAAAUCUUGAUGAAAAUGAUUUGAAAUUCAUAAAGGAGACAUAUAUCAUUCCAAAAUCUUUAGAAUUAGACAAGACAUACGAUCCAAACGUUACACCAUUUAUUAUUCCAAGUUUGGGCCCACUGUAUACUGAACAAUGGUAUAAAGAAGAUAAUAAUCAAAAUCUCGGUAACAUUUCUCCACCUCCAAUUAGUGAUCCAACAAUUAUAUUACCCCGGAAUGACGUGGCGAAUUUGAAUGAUAAUCUAUUAGAAUCUGAAGAAAUAUCGUGUGGUCCAUUGGUUUCAAGAUUGUUAUCUGCAAUAUUAUCUGAAGGUGAAUAUAAAAGCGAUCUUGAUUUCUCCGAUGAUAGUAAUAAUAAAAAAAUUGCUUUGAAGAAAGAAAAUAGUGUAAUAGCAGACAAUCUAUCACCAACAGAAAGCAAUAACAAUAAUAGCGAUAUGAUGAUGAUGAAUGAUUCUCAUUCCGUAGUGAGCAUUCAGACACCCAACACAGACAUUAAAGAAGAAGAUAAUGAUGAUAUGGAAGCAGAACGUUUGAAACAUAAUCUUAUAACUCUUGGUACAACAAGUUCGUUACCAAAUGAACGAGAUUGGGAAAUUAAUAGUGUUAACUUAGAUUACCCCACUUUUGAAGAACGUUUGAAAAGAGAAUUGAAAUACGUUGGCAUAUAUAUGAAUAUUCCAAAAGAUGAAAAUUCCACUACUACUACUAAUUCGAAUAUAUCGUCCAGUACGAAUGAUGAAUUGGAUUGGAUUCAUGGUAGAGAAGAUGAUGAAAUUAGUGCAGAGUUAAGAGAAUUACAAAAUUCAUUAAAACAAGUUACUUUGAAAAAUCAAAAAAGGAAAGAAGCUUUGAAGCCUAUAAUAGAGAGACAAUUAGCUUGGCAAGAAUAUGAAUCAAUUUUAGAUGAUUUAGCUAAGCAAGUGGAUCAAGCCUACAUUAAGAGAAUUAGAGUACCUAAGAAAAGAAAGAAGCAUCAUGUGUCUGGUAGUAGUGCUACUGCCAACAGUAGUACAAGCGGAAGUAGUACUGGUGGUACCGCGUCUCAAAUUGCCCAGCAAAAAGCUGCUAAUUCAAGUUUGAAAUCAUUAUUAGAGAAAAGACAACGAUGGAUAAAUAAAAUUGGUCCAUUGUUUGAUACAUAUGAAGUUAUGAAACGAAUCCCCAAAGAAAGCGUCUUUAAAGAUAUUAUGGAACAGGAAGAUAAUGAAGAAGAAGAGGAAGAAGCUGAUGUUUUCGGACAAGAUGGAGCUAAUAAAGAUGAUGAAUUAGUAGGGACAUGA